CAUUUCACUGGCAAAAAAAGAAGUUAAAAUUAAAUAAUACAAAUCUAAUUAAUUAAAAUAUCUAAUUUGCACACAUAAUGCAAUAACUAACACACUUAAAUAGUUGUCUUUCAAAAAACCAAAAACACCAUGGAUUUAGAAGAAGAAUCCACCUCCAACACCACCGUCGACGAAUUUGCGGACGCAGAAGGGGCCGAAUACUUUCAAGAACAAGAAGACAACAAAUACAGUAUUAUCCAAGAUAUCCAAGCCGAAUUAACAUCCCAAGAUCAACAAACACUCAAACCAAAUGGUACUGUAAACAAAUCAGAUUCAUUUUCGAGUGAAAAAAGCAAAGAACUCGAUGCUGCUGGUGGGUCUCAAGACAACUUGAGUGUGGCAACAUCUUCCAUGUCAAUAGUCGACGAGGAGGAUAUAGAUUACCUCAAUGACAAUGACUGGUUGUCACAGAAAAAACAUAUUUUCAUUCUCAGUGAAGCGGGGAAACCCAUUUAUUCACUCCACGGAACCGAAGAUAAGUUGGCCACACUCUUUGGAGUGAUUCAAGCGUUGGUGAGCUUUGUCCAACACGGACAAGAUGCAAUCACUUCGAUUCAUGCUGAUGGCAUCAAGUUUGUGUUUCUGGUGCGAAACUCACUUAUUUUGGUGGCUGCCUCAAGAAGCAAUAUGAGUGUCCAGCAAUUGCAAUUGCAAUUAUCUGAUGUUUAUAAUCAGAUUUUGUCUACACUCACUUAUUCGCAUAUGACAAAGAUAUUCGAAAAGCGAAAGAAUUUCGAUUUAAGACGAUUGUUGGCCGGCAGCGAGAGGUUGAUCUUCCAUUUGUUGGCCAAUGAUAGCAGUAAUAAGAAAAUUACAAAUAAUGUAUUUACAUUUUUGACGAAUUCCAUUCGUGUGAUGCCAUUAUCGACAACAGUCAGAUCAAACAUCACAAGCGCCAUCCAAAGCAAUUGUUCGAAAAUAAAAAAUCUAGUAUUUGCUGUGCUAAUAGCUAAUAAUAAAUUAAUUGCAUUAGUUCGUAUGAAGAAGUAUUCAAUACAUCCAGCGGAUUUGAGGUUAAUUUUCAACUUAAUCGAAUGCUCGGAAAGCCUCAAAACAGUUGAAAACUGGAUGCCUAUAUGUUUGCCCAAAUUCGACAUGAACGGAUACCUGCAUGCGCAUGUUUCCUACUUAUCAGCCGAUUGUCAAGCAUGUUUACUACUACUCUCUGUCGAUCGAGAUGUGUUCUUUACACUUUCGGACGCCAAGAAAAAGAUCACUGAAAAGCUCCGCCGAACGCAUUGUCUUGAAGCAAUAAACGAACAAAUCAACAAUGUUCCACAAAAUGAUGCAAAAUUAAGUUUAGCAGCGAUUGGUAUUCCAGAAUUAAGGCAUUUCUUAUACAAACCCAAAUCAUCAUCGCAUCAAUUGCUGUGCUCUGAAAUUAAUCCUCCCUAUACAACUUUGGCUGAAUUUGAGCGCCUGGAAGCUAUCUACUGUGAUUUGCAUCAUCGUAUACACAAUAAUAGUCGACCGCUGAAAUUGAUAUAUGAAGUCAAAGAAAAAGAAGUGGUUUUAGCGUGGGUAACGGCUGCUUCUGAGUUGUAUGCCGUCUUUGAGCCGAUGGUUGACAAAGGCUUGGUUAUAAAAUACGUUGAUAAACUUAUCAAAUGGAUCGACAAAGAACAUGAUGUUUUGUUUAUACGCAACCAUCCAACGUUUUGAUCAUGUUCAGCUGCGUGCGAGUAAAAAAGGAAGCAAAUGAAACGAUUAUGUGAUGAAGAUUAUGCUCCCAACGUCCCAAUAACUACUAUAUACAUAAAUAUACAUACAUAAUUCUACAUAAAUA
Molecule: messenger RNA, 1825 nt
Organism: Episyrphus balteatus (marmalade hoverfly)
Lineage: Eukaryota; Metazoa; Arthropoda; Insecta; Diptera; Syrphidae
Gene: Mon1
Product: vacuolar fusion protein MON1 homolog A
Exons: 4
Coding region: 130-1701 (523 amino acids)
Biological process (GO): endosome to lysosome transport via multivesicular body sorting pathway; protein targeting to vacuole
Source: RefSeq, a predicted model, not a curated record